AAUAUCCGAUUCAAUCGUCGUAGCCGUUGGCGCGCUCGUACGCGCGGCAGUCACUGGAGGGCGCCCGCAUCGGCUGCACGUUGCGCCGCGCCUCACGCAUUGUACACGCGCGCGACGCUACCGUUAAACACGACCGUCCUCUCAGACGUACCGUCCGGUACGAUGACUGUCCACAAACGUGGACACGCACUCCCAGCUUUCUACGCUCCAACGGUACAGUGGCGACCGCAAUCUAAGCCGUUACAUUAACUUGUUUACAACGCUACUGUUUACUAGACAUCUAAAGCUUUUCCCGGCAAUUAAAAUCAACUAAAUCGUCCCAUACGCGUAUUGACUAGAACGUUGCGAAACUUUAGAAGUGAAGUUUAAAAAUAAAUUUGCUUGUGUGGGGAGUGACGCUCGAAAUGUGUUCGUGCAGCAAGUUCUACGACUUUUGGAAAAACUCAUGCGGUGCAGGCAUGUCCUUAGACGAAGGUAGACAGUCGCAACGGCCAUACCGUUAUGGCAUGGUUCUGCUAUGCGCAGGCGCUCUCAUCAACUGGUUAGGACUCGCCGAGGAUUACGCGGAGCCCGUACGCUACGUGGGUGUGGCUUGCAUCGUCGCCGGCGCGCUGCUCAUCUGUGCAGCUAUGUGCUGCUGGCUGCAGUCACCUGCCAGGCAGCCACAAAAUGAUCGCGCAUCGCCAGACACCCACCAAAUUGACGAUCCUAUCCACGUUAUCUCAAUGCCAGAUGAGGAGACGAUGCAGCAAAAACCUCCAGACUACGACACAGUUGCGGGAGCGCCGCCGACGUAUGACGAUGCUAUUAAAUUAAACCCUGCGCGAUUACUGCCCGCGACCAGCAGCGCCCGCAACUUCGCCGAGGCCCCUCAGACUCCCAGCACCGACGUGACGAUCAUACCUGGCCAGCUGGAUGAAGCUCACGCUCCGUCCACGCCUCAGACUGCCGUCGUUCCCAUCCAUAUGCCGCACUUGCAAGGGCAGGUUCCCAAAACGCCCCCGCCGCCGUACAGGCCCCCGCAGGCGAUCAGAUGAAAGAUUGGCGGGAAAGCUGUGUUACUUUAAAUCGACUGCUGUUUCAUGUGAUGUGACUUGUAAAUACGUUAUACAUACAUUGUGAGCGGUUGAUCACUUACGUGGAACUCCACGGACAUCUUGUUGAAAUGUUACGGUAUUAUUUAAUUAUAUCAUACGUAUCCACACGUGGAACAAUUUUUUUUAAGUUGGAUGUCGAGAGUAGAGACGAUGAGUAGGUACUUAUGUGAUAUUAAAACGUAAAUAUUAGUUAGUUACUUAAUUUACCUACCUGCUGUAUAUAUUUAAUUUAAAAAUAUUAGUUUGUGAGUGAGAUGUAAGCGAAAAUGUACCUAAAUAACCAAAAUCUCUUCCAAAUGGCAUGAACUCCUAUUAUUAAGUAUGAAAUAUACCGCGAUCCUCAAAUUUAAAUAAAACACAAAUUGCAUACAGUUUCAGAACUGUGACAUUUAUAAAAAUGAUAAUUUAGUAAUUACGAGUACACGCAUACCUAAUCUUUAGUAAAAAUCGGUACAGUAUUAUGUUAUAACAACCAUGGCAAGACCAUUGCCUCUACUAUAAGGGCAUAUACAAUACUAUAUACUUCCCUUGCUCAAUCAAUGGUAGUCGUAUCAGUAAAUCAGACUGUUUCAUGUAUUAAUACAAACAUUGUCGAAAGAUACUUGUGAUAUCACGCUAAAGUAACAACGCAUUUAAUGAAACCAAUAACAAGAAUGAGUCAUUUAGCUGUUUUACAACUUUUACAUAACAAAAGAAUAUAUUUAUUGGCACGAAGAUCAGUAUAUAGUGUUAAAAUACUGUGUAGCUAGUUGACUUGUGAUAAUUCAUUAUAUUAGCUUCUAAUAUUGAUGACAGCAGUAGCAGUACGUAAUGAUUGCGUUUUUUUUACUGCGUUUUUCAGUCUCUCCAUUCACAUGAUUCCUGUUGUCAAUAAUCUGUUACGAUUAUAAUGUUCAAAUAUCAAUCAGUUUGUUUCUAUUCUAGUCUUAAAUUAACGACUAUAAUAAAUAAACUCUUUGUUAAUCACCAGGCAUAAUAAUUUGUAUUUGUACAAGUUUUUAUUGCACAACUUGAAGGUGAUUUGUCAAUAUUAAUUUUGAUUUAUUUAGUUUAUUUUUAUUUUUAUUACUUUUAGUUACCCUUAGACAGUGUAAGGCAGCUACUACACGUCUACACGAGCUAUCUUACUUACGUGUCAAACAUAUCAUAUAUAAGUGCAUUAAUUGUAUCAACCACAUUAGUUCUUGCCAGAAAUUUAACACUGAUGUUAUUAGCAUGUAACUGCAGUUGGUUUUUAGUGAACCUAAACCUAAUGUGAAACUUACCUAUUUUAUAUCAUUUGUCUGUAAACUUAUAGUUGGUACAUGAUACAAUUAUUCAUGUACCUAUAGGUAUUAAACAAGCGUAUGAUUUUUUUGAAUUCAUUUGGCCUAAUUCAAAAAUUGAUUGAUUGUGAACAUAGAUACGAGUAUUAAACGAAUAUUUUAAUUGAGCUUGCUAUAAAUUGGGACCAAUACAUUCAACAUUUCUGUAAUUUUGUGUAACACCUUGAUAAUAAUUACUUUUCGGUUUAAGGUUUACAAUGCUGAAGUUGUGCAUUUAUUAUUUGUACAUUUUACAAAGUUACAAAAUUUGAGUGUACAUACGAAAUAAAUGUUGUUGCGAAA
This is a messenger RNA of Melitaea cinxia (Glanville fritillary), 2704 nucleotides long. RefSeq lists its product as uncharacterized. The record is from RefSeq and is a predicted model, not a curated record. NCBI's taxonomy places the organism in Eukaryota, Metazoa, Arthropoda, Insecta, Lepidoptera, Nymphalidae. The transcript has 3 exons. The coding region runs from base 405 to 1037 and encodes 210 amino acids.